Molecule: messenger RNA, 1014 nt
Organism: Solanum verrucosum
Lineage: Eukaryota; Viridiplantae; Streptophyta; Magnoliopsida; Solanales; Solanaceae
Exons: 3
Coding region: 1-1014 (337 amino acids)
Source: RefSeq, a predicted model, not a curated record
AUGGCAAAGGAUGAUCAUGUCAUGGUGUUUCUGGCAAAAUGUGUACUUUUAAUUAGUAUCAUUGCAAGUUAUUUUGGUGUUGGAUCCAAAAAAAGAGUGCACGGAUCAAUUUUAACUGGAGCAGAUUUUAUUAAAUAUUUGAUUGAAGGACAUCCUCGUGGAUGCUAUGACCUAUUACGUAUGAAUGUUGGAUGUUUCUUGCAAUUUGCAGAUGAGAUGAAAACAAGAGGUCUAUUAACUGAUUCAAGAAUGGUUAGAGUUGAAGAACAACUGGCUAUAUUUUUAUUUACGUUAGCUCAUAAUGAAAGGAAUAGAGUUGUGCAAAAUCGUUUUCAACAUUCAGGAGAAACAAUUAGUCGUUAUUUUAACAAGUGCUUGAAAGCUUGUCUCCGAUUAGGGAAAUACUAUGUGAAACAGGCAGGAAAAGAUAUCUCGCAUGAAAUAUCCUUUAAUCCAUUUUUUUUAUCCUUGGUUCAAGAUGGAACUCAUAUUCCUGCACUAAUACCCAUGAAAGAACAACCGAGAUAUAGAAAUCGUAAAGGAGUUCUUUCUCAAAAUGUCCUUAUUGUUGUAGAUUUUGAUAUGAAAUUUCAAUACGUGCUUAGUGGUUGGGAAGGCUCUGCUUCGGGUUCUAGAGUGUUAAGAAAUGUUGUUUGGGAAAGAUCACAAAAUAGAUUGAAAAUUCCGAAUGAGAGGACAUUUGCUGUUUUGAAAAAAAGAUUUCCUAUAUUAACGACUGCUCCUCCGUAUUCCAUCAAAAAACAAGGUUGGAUUGUACUAUCAUGUUGCAUACUUCAUAAUUUCAUUCGUAAGUGGAAUUGGCAAGAUUCAUAUUUUGAAGAACACAUGGAAGAGGAAAUAGAAGAUUCUCAUGGUUUGAAUGAUAUUGACUCUGAUUCUGAUUCUGAUGAAGAAGACAUUGGACGAGGACCGACAAAUGCUGAUAAACAAUAUAUGUGCAAUCUGAGAGAUGAAAUAGCUCAACAAAUGUGGAAUGCUAGAGCAAUUAGGUGA